Nicotiana tabacum (common tobacco) is the source of this 1518-nucleotide messenger RNA. Lineage: Eukaryota; Viridiplantae; Streptophyta; Magnoliopsida; Solanales; Solanaceae. The record is from RefSeq and is a predicted model, not a curated record.
AUGGUAGAGUAUGAUGAAGAAGAGAAUCCUUUUGUGGAUAUAGAUGAGUACAUCGAGGACACAAAUGCCAUUGUCCCUCCUCGAGUUGAGGCUUCUACCUUCAAGGUGGAACAUGGUUUGAUCCUAAUGCUUAAAGCAGAGGGGUUUUAUAGGAAUUCUACCGAUGAUGAUCCAACACAACAUCUUAGAAACUUCUUGGGUGUGUGUGCGAUGCACAAACAUAGCAACGUGUCAGAUGAUGCCCUAAGACUGAGGUUAUUCAAGUACUCACUAGUUGGAGAGGUAAGGAAAUGGAUCCAAAAUCUACCACCUCACUCCAUUCACUCUUGGCCUGAACUAGUUCGUGCUUUCCUAGCCAAAUGGUUCCCACAAAGCAAGAAAUCCGAGCUCAGGGCUAAAAUUUUCGUCUUCAAGCAACUACCGGGAGAACACCUACAUGAGGCAUGGGAUCGGUUCAAGCUAUACCUAGUGAUGUCGCCUAAUCAUGAUUUUCUGGACAAAAUCUUGUUAGAAAAGUUUUACAUGGGUUUGGAUCCAUUGAACCAAUCCAUAGAAAAGAAUGCGACGGAUGGAUCUUUUAUGGACAAAACAUUCACAAGGAUCACACAAAUUCUCGACAAGAUGGCAGAACACAAUCAAGCUUGGCACUCGGAAGAUACCACGGGUGGAAUUGCAUACGGUACUCCCUCUUUGACCAACAUGAUUAAGGAGAACCAAGAGAGAGAUCAAGUAAUUGCCGGUCUUGCUACAAACAUUAAUGUGUUAACCAAGAUGUGCACUGAAAACCAAACUAAAAAGGUAAAUGUUGUGGAAGAUGUGCAAGCCUUGUCAAACGAAGAUUGCGAGGAGGUAAAGUAUGUCCAUAAUUCUCAAGGUGGUUAUCGCCAACAAAAUCAACAGAGGCCUAACCCACAAGGGCAAGGCCAUCAACAGCGGCGCAAUGAUCAAGGUGGAUCAAGUCAAGGUAAUUGGAGCAACAGCAACAAUAACUAUGCAAACCGGAGUUCAAAGCCCUAUGCUCCACCAAAGGGGCAAUACUCUAACUCCUCGCAUUAUAAGGAAGGUUCUUCAAGAGUAAAAGUCCAAGAAGAAAAUCAUGAAAAGGUAAAGGAAAAGGUGAAAGAGGCACCAAAAUCUCUAGCACAAAUUCCUAGACCUUCCCCUCCGUUCCCUCAAAGACUUGCUAGGAGGGUUGAAGAUAGAAAAUUCGAGAAAUUUUAUGACAUUCUCAAGCAAUUGUCGGUGAACAUACCAUUUGUGGAAGCCUUUCAAGAGAUGUCGGGUUUUGCUAAAUACUUGAAGGACUUGAUAAACAAGAAAAGAACCACCAAGAAUGAAGUGGUGAAUGUGACUCAUGGGGUUAGCUCCAUUAUUGCAACAACCACCGUUGAAAAGAAAGAAAACCCGGGAGCAUUCACCAUUCCAUGCACUAUUGGCUUGCGAGAUUUUGCAAGGGCUCUUUUUGACAAUGGGGCAUUAACUUUAUGCCUCUUGCCAUUUACAAGCAAGCAGGGUUAA